Molecule: messenger RNA, 2736 nt
Organism: Exophiala xenobiotica
Lineage: Eukaryota; Fungi; Ascomycota; Eurotiomycetes; Chaetothyriales; Herpotrichiellaceae
Exons: 3
Coding region: 1-2736 (911 amino acids)
Source: RefSeq, a predicted model, not a curated record
AUGGCCUCAGCAUCUGUGGCAGAUCUCUUAGACAGGACUUAUCAGGAUGGACCGAUCGGUGAACACUCCCUUCGGAUGGAUGUGGGCAUUCAAGUUGACCUGAGCUCACAAUCCUUCAAAGGACGUCCGGUCAAGAUCGAGUUGCUCCCGCCCAAUCGUAGGCUUCAAACCCUCCAAGAGCUGGGCAGAGAGCUGACUCAAGCGGCACCACGCAUACUCUACGAGAGACGGACAGAUUACCACAGCGUCAAAGUUCUCUCGGUAUUUUGGGAGCUGGGGGAAUACCCAGAGAUGGAGGAGAACGCUAGAAGUAUGCUCACAAUCUUCCGAGAGGCCUACAACUUCGAUAGUGAACUCGUGCCACUCUCAAGCGAGCAGGGAGAUGUUAGCUUGCUAGCCAAGUUAGGGCAGGCCAUGUUGCAACUCAGCAAGGCUCACGAGCAGAAUUUGCUCAUCUUCUACUAUUGCGGUCACGGAGUGUGGGAUUCGAAUGGCAAGACCUGGUUGAAACCUCAUAUGGAUGCCACUGUGGCUCUAGAGUGGGACAGAUUUCAAAGCAUUCUUCAGCUUUGUGACUGCGAUUUGUUGUUGCUCUUUGAUUGUUGUCAUGCAACGGCGAUGAUCAAAGAGAGAAUGAAAUGGAAAAGGCGCUGCGAAAUCUUUGGAGCGACCAAUCCAUUCGAUGAAGCUCUCGCAGAUACGGAUAAAUCCUUCACCGUGGCACUUCGAUCCGAACUCGGAAAAUUCUCAAAGACCGGCAUAAGUGUUGACAGAUUGCGAUGGCUCUUGACGAACAAGGACACUGUCAAAGGAUACCGCAUGGAGAGGCAACCAGACUACCGCUUGCACUCCGACUCGGAAAGAUACCCAUCAAGCAUAUACCUCCAGCCUUAUCAUGAGUUGGUCCCGGACUCGAGCUCUGACACUGGAGGAACACUACAAAGGAGUCUUGACGCUUUAAAUGCGAUGACCGAUGCCGUCAUGCUCUUUGCCGUUAAACUUGACAGCACUACCGGACCGCCUCGUCUCAUGGAGUGGAAGAAUAUGAUCAAGGCGGCGCCGCAUGACGUUUCAUCGGUUGAGGCGUCAGCAAUCACCAUCGACCAAUACCGGGCUUUGCUUCCGCUUGCUCAAGUCCACGGAGUGUUUGCUGGCUCCUCCGUUCUAAUCAUGUCAUUGCCGAUUUGGUUUUGGGACCAUCUUGCACCCAAUCCAUCCUAUAAAGAGAUUGGUAUCAUACGAUCAGACAAUUUGUGGAUGGCCGAAAGCCAAGGUAGCGAGGUGAUGCUAGCCAUGGAGAAGACGCCGCGGAGGUCCAUGCGACCAGCUCCUUACGCCACAGACCCCAUCCUCUCGAUGAUGAAGGACCUCACGCUGUUCAUUCAACUAGCUUUUACGUGGCCCGUUGCCGCUGGCUUGCCUGGCAUCAUUCUACCGUUGGUUCGAACGAGAUCAGGCUUUCUUGAUGAAUUGGCGUUGACCAUCGCUAACCUCUGGGCUGUCCUCCUCAAUGUCUUUCUCUUUAUUGUACAGAACGCUUUUUUGAUCUCUCUAACUCUGUUGGCAUUGCCUGGGAUACCAGUAUUCUUCUUUCUUUUGUACACUAUCGGGUUUAUCGUUGGGAAUCAUUUGUUGACAUCUCUGUUGAAUGGUCCAAGCAAGGGUCUCUUCCAAUCGAACCCAGCUUGUGUCGAAAACUGGGGGGUACAUGAACAUGAGAAGUGGGUAUUCAUGAACGGAAGUACUAUAGGGGACCAUUGGCUGCAGUCAAAUCUCGACCGUCUUGCAAUGACGUUCAGACGCCCUGUAUUUGGCAUCCACAAUCAAACACGCGGCAUCAUAUUCGAUAUGCUCGAAGGCAUCGUUCAGCGAAAUCUGGGUUUCGCGACUACGGAUGUCCGGACAGCAUACGGAGCCCUGGCCGAGAUGAUUGCCGACCAUAAUAUUACCAAGGUGAUCCUGGUUCUGCAUGGCCAAGGCUGUAUCAAAGGUGGAAUAGUACUUGACUGGCUAUAUGCCACAUUACCUGUCGAACAGCUCCGCAAGCUAGAGCUCUAUACAUUCGGCAAUGCAGGAAACCACUGGAGUGCGCCUACCAUACUAUCUGAAAGUACGAGUAAACGAGGUCAAGCGGCAACGACCUGGUCUAACGACGGAGGAGGAAACAACUCACCUGAACAGCGGAUCGUGCAGCACAUUGAACAUUACGCCAACGAAGGUGACUUCGUGGCCAGAUUCGGGAUCCUGCAUUUCCGCCCUGAUCGGGAAUUACUUCCCACUUCCACCCGCAGAGCAGGUAACGAAGCUACUACAUACAAGGCGCAGCUCAGCAAGAUCAUACGGUUCAUACCCACGGUUAUAGCCUCGAUCUGGACAGCUCAUGAAACGCUGGUUAAAGAUUCCGAAGAAGAGGAGGAAAACCUAUUCUACGGGCGCCUCUUCAAGCGAGUCGGCUCUGGCCACCUAUUUAACCAGCACUAUCUCGACCAUUUCUUCGAGCUGGAAGACCUCGACAUGAAUGACCCUUCUAAGGGUAGAGUCAAAGACUAUCAGAACAAUUAUAUGAACGCCGAGGUCGACAUGGACGUCUUCAACAAAUGGAACACUGUACAGGCUGUAGCAGUUGCGAAAUCUCAGACCCAGAAUGUCACCGAGAGAGCCGGUGCCGGAAAGAAGCGGAUCAAGGACUUGUGUCGGUUGUGGGCCUAUCGAAAUGGAAUGAGUCCCUUAGAAUAA